UUCAUUCGUGUACCGUGUGCCAUUCCGUCGUGUCGUUCGCUCUCGUUUGUCCGCCGCGAUUAAUCACUUGAUCGUUUGUUUUUUUUAUACGUAACGUGUUAUCACACCGCACACGUUUAUUUUAUUGUUACGUUUAAUUUUUAAUUUUUUUUUUAUAUACUGUAAUAUUAACACUUGAUUGUUUUUUUAUACCUGGUUUGAAAAAACAACAAUAAUAAUAAUACAUCACACGGUCCUCCUUAAAUCGUGUGCGGAAUAAGCGAUAAAGUCUCUAAGCGUGAACACUUGUGACAUAUUAACAAAAAUGGUAAAUAACUCGUCCAGCUGCAUGAUGUUGGACGAAGCGUUUUACGACGAUCCGCUCAUCAGCAAAGUCGAAAGCCACACCAAUGAAGUCAACUUCUUGAAAAGACCGAUGACGCUGGAUUUGAACUCUUGCAAUAAUGAGAACUCAGCCAAGAAACUGAAACUUCUGCCACCCAUGUUGACGUCGCCCGACUUACGCAUGCUCAAGUUUAAUUCUCCAGAGUUAGAACGAUUCUACUUAUCCCAACAGACCGCCCUUGGCCAUAUCAGCACACCCACACCAUCUCUAUUUCCGAAGUCUGUGACCGAAGAACAAGAAAUGUAUGUGCAACCGUUUGUCGAAGCUCUCAAAUGCCUACACCACAACAACGAUUCUAACAGUGCCACUCAAGUAGAAAUACCAAUGACCAGCAGUGGUAGUAAUUCUUCGGAAUACCAAUCAGAACCCCAGUACUCUGUAUUGAUGACUUCAAAUGACUUUUCCAAUAUUAUACCUCAACAUGUUAUCAAAGAAGAACCUCAAACUGUACCCAGUGUCACAUCUUCUUCACCACCUAUGUCACCAAUCAACAUGGAAUCCCAAGAAAAAAUCAAACUCGAAAGGAAAAGACAAAGAAAUCGAGUGGCUGCGUCCAAAUGUCGCAGAAGAAAAUUGGAGCGUAUUGCUAAGCUAGAGGAUAAAGUUAAAGUACUGAAAAAUGAAAAUACUGAACUUACCACAGUAUUGAACAGACUUUUGGAACAGAUAUGUCAAUUAAAACAAACGGUUGUUGAACACAUGCAUAACGGAUGUGAAUUUGCAGUCAACUGCCUGUGACCUUUAAUAAUGAACACAGUUCAAUUUAUU
This is a messenger RNA of Diuraphis noxia (Russian wheat aphid), 1153 nucleotides long. It is a transcript of the gene Jra, whose product is annotated as Jun-related antigen. NCBI's taxonomy places the organism in Eukaryota, Metazoa, Arthropoda, Insecta, Hemiptera, Aphididae. Gene Ontology annotation, molecular function: DNA-binding transcription factor activity, RNA polymerase II-specific; RNA polymerase II cis-regulatory region sequence-specific DNA binding; transcription factor binding. Gene Ontology annotation, biological process: regulation of cell population proliferation; regulation of cell cycle; regulation of transcription by RNA polymerase II. Gene Ontology annotation, cellular component: transcription regulator complex. The record is from RefSeq and is a predicted model, not a curated record.